This is a messenger RNA of Lytechinus variegatus (green sea urchin), 903 nucleotides long. RefSeq lists its product as uncharacterized. The transcript has 3 exons. The record is from RefSeq and is a predicted model, not a curated record. The coding region runs from base 287 to 664 and encodes 125 amino acids. Lineage: Eukaryota; Metazoa; Echinodermata; Echinoidea; Temnopleuroida; Toxopneustidae.
AACACCAACGGUGUUAAAAUAUUCAAUUACAGGUUGAUGGUGUCAAAUUUGGUGUUAUAAAAUCGCACAUGCGCAUAAGCGAGAUAAAUGGAGGAAAAUCAUUGGACGAAAGUUGUCAUAUGAUCCGAUAUGCCUGCAUGCGCAUGCGCUGAAGCUGGACGCCAUAAUUAUCUUGCGAUCGAGAGCUAGCUGGAGCAAGGCAAUAGAAAUCCAUUGCCCGACUGACUUGAUUUUCAGGAGUAUUCUACAGUUUGGCCUAGAUACACAUCUUGAAGUGCAUGCAACCAUGCCGUUAAGCGUCAGGGUCUGCUCAGCGGAUCGAAGUAUUCGAAAAUACCUGCCUAUAGAUCCAGAAGACACAGUAGGAUUCUUUGAACUUAUCAAAAGAAAAUUCCACAUAAAGGAUGGUGAAGACCUUGUACUUGUGGAUGAACAAGAAGGAUUUGGUAUAGACGAUGAUGUACUAGGAGAUGUGGUGACAAGCCAUCCCUCAGUCAGCCUCAUGGUGCUAAAAGAAGAUGAAGAAUGGUCUGGUUCAGAUGUACAUAGCUUCACAAGUGCAGACAACAUCAAGGUGGAUACCAGCUCCUCUUCCCUCAGUAGCUCAGAAUCUGAUUCAAGUUUUGGCAUCUGCAGAAAGAGACCACGAUUAGAUGCCCUCUGAUUGUGCAAGAGCAAAUUCAAGUAGAGGAUCUUUCUACUGAAUUCUUUGAUGCCAACUGGGUUAAAGUAAAUGGAACACGUUAUCAGUUGUCACUUCUGGUCUGCCAUGAUGUUAGCGAGCUUCCUCUGUUUGGUCAAAUAGAGCAUAUCAUUGUACACAACAGCAAUGUAUUUUUUGUACUUGUCCAAUUAGAUACAGUGUAUUACAAUUCACACUAUCAUUCAUACGCAGUAGAAUUC